Messenger RNA from Anguilla rostrata (American eel), 2111 nucleotides. Its product is annotated as zinc-binding protein A33. Gene Ontology annotation, cellular component: cytoplasm. Gene Ontology annotation, molecular function: protein binding; ubiquitin protein ligase activity. Gene Ontology annotation, biological process: protein ubiquitination. The record is from RefSeq and is a predicted model, not a curated record. Lineage: Eukaryota; Metazoa; Chordata; Actinopteri; Anguilliformes; Anguillidae. The transcript has 6 exons. The coding region runs from base 187 to 1383 and encodes 398 amino acids.
CGGCGACUGGAACUGGCUCCUUGCAGCCUCUUGGGAGUGACUCCAUCACCUGAUUCCAGUGCCGGGAUUUCCACCCUGCUGUGCCCCAAGGGGAACGCUUCUCGGGUCACUGCGGAGGUGGGGGUGCUUUCCGGUCUGCAGCAUUUUUCCGACCCUGGUGCUACCUCAGUGACGGUGGAGUCAUAGAUGCCAGGUGCAGUCGGGGCUGACAGCAGGGAAACGGGUUUGAGUGUCGGAGUUGUCAUGGCGAUACCUUUGAUCCGUACCACUCGUACACCUCAGGAGGGACAGGAGCUGGCUGCAAUAUCCCAAAACAGAGAAGUGCUUGUGAAACACCAGCUACACCUGAAGAGGCAGAGGGACACGGUGGCAUACCGGAUGGACAAACUGACCGCAAAACAAGCUGAUAUCAGCAGGAAAACAGGGGCACUGAAAGACCAUAUGAAGAGGAAGUAUGAGGAGAUGCAGAAAGUGCUGGAGGAGGACCUGCAGAUGUCUCUGACCCAGAUAGACAUGGAGGCUGAGGCAGCCGUGAGCUUCCUGGAGAAGAACUUUGAGAGCUGCUACCUGCUGUCCCAGGACCUGGCUCUGGAGCUGUCUGAACUGAGCCUGCACCUGGAAAGGGACAAGCCUGAGCCCUAUGACCAGAAUUCUGAAACAGAGGGGCGGAUAGCAGAGGUUUUGAAGGUCAUCGAUCCUGACCAGUUCCAGCUGGAUGUGUUUAAGGCUGAACAGCUCCUGAGUUCGGCCAACAAUCUGCUGCUGUUCAUUCGCGCCCAGAUUCCUGUCACGAAGAAACUUUUCAAGAGCUAUACUUCGGAGGUGGCCCUGGAUCCGGACACAGCGCACCCAAAGCUGGUCAUCUCACCGAAUGGUGACCGUGCUUCCUACACCGACAUCUGGCAGGAGCUACAGGAGAGCCCCGCCCGCUUUGACACAACCCUCAAUGUCAUCAGCCGGGAAGGCUUCAUGCUGGGCCGGCACUACUGGGAGGUGGACGUGGGUGGGAAGACAUACUGGGAGGUGGGCCUGACCUAUCCCAGCAUCCCCCGCAAAGGGAAGGAGAAAGACUGCUGGCUGGGGAGGGGAGUGGACUCCUGGUGCAUGGAGUUCUUCGAUGGCGUCUACACUGCCUGGCACGGGGGUGUAGCCCACAAACUGGACGUGACUCAAUGGUUCAAGAGGAUUGGGAUCUUCUGUAGCUUCCCUGGGGGUACGGUCUCCUUCUUGGGCAUGGACAGCAUGACCCCACUCUUUACCUUCUGUGCUGGGACCUUCGCCGAUGCCCUGUACCCGGCUGUGUGCCCUGGCCAUGAUCACAACGGCACCAACAUCGCACCCAUACGAAUCUGUGAUGCCCUGCGGUCAGCCUCCACUUUCUGAGUUUUACUAACUUUCAUGAUUUUCUGGGUUGCCAUUCACCAGAUUAUCCAUCAGCAGCCCAUUCCUUUUUCAAAUUGAAGUGUUUGUUGUAAAUGCUACAGUACCUUCCUUCACAGAUUAUAAUAAAGCCAUUCAUUAACAUAACAACUGGUUAUAAAAACCAAAAGCAUAUUUAUCUUGAAUUAAAUAAUUUCCAUGUGCCCAAAGAUAAAAGGACAUUUAGAGGUGGUCCAUUAAAGAAAUCAGCUGCUAUGAUCCAUAUGGAAGCUGCCUGCCAUGGCUGCCAAUCUUGUGAAAUGAUUAAAAAAAACAGAUUCCAGAAAGUCAACAAAUUAAUGGCUAGUUCUAAUGCGGAUUUAGACUGGGAUAUUAUGAAAUUUCUUUACUGUCCUUAGAAAGUGUAGCUCAUCGUGUAAAAUUUCCCUCAUGAAUAUAUGACUGCUUACCAUUGCUUUUAAAAGGAAUAUUUCUAACAAUGACGCUAUCUGGGUGCACUGAGCAUCUACAAUGUUAAAAGUUCUUUCCCAAGUACAGUGUGUGCAUGUGCCCAGGGUGUGUGCCAGAGAUAAUGCUUUUUGGCAGUGAUGCAUACAUUCAAUUACACUAACACAAGUCUGCUUUCCUUGUAAGGGCUUGAUCCUGAGGGGCUCAGUAGAGCCUGCUAUUAAUUCAUGAGGAUUUUUCCGGUGGUUGUCAGUGUUGUUCUUUUAAUAAAGAAAAUGACUUUU